Cucumis melo (muskmelon) is the source of this 2286-nucleotide messenger RNA. Its product is annotated as dolichyl-diphosphooligosaccharide--protein glycosyltransferase subunit 1A. Lineage: Eukaryota; Viridiplantae; Streptophyta; Magnoliopsida; Cucurbitales; Cucurbitaceae. The coding region runs from base 237 to 2069 and encodes 610 amino acids. The transcript has 10 exons. Gene Ontology annotation, cellular component: oligosaccharyltransferase complex; membrane. The record is from RefSeq and is a predicted model, not a curated record.
UCGAAAAAUAGCCUUUUUCUAAGGAAGUUAAGGAGGGGUUAAUUUUGCGCAGUGCUUUUAUCGCCAAAACACGACUGCUUGAACCAUUUCGUUUCCCUCUUAGUCGUCGACUCUCUCGUCGUUCCACACUCGUCCUAGACUCAGAGUAUUCACUGCCCAUUGCCUUUGCCCUAUGGUGCGAUCUCUUCCUGAUCCAGAGUGAUUUCAUCUUUUGAAGGAUCAAGGAGAAACUAAAAAUGGCAUUCAGGUUAGAUCUAUUACUUAUCACGCUCGCGCUGAUCCUUUCGCCUGUACUUUCCGAUCUGAUCUUCACCAAGGUUGAUCGUCGGAUUGAUUUGACUUCACAAAUCGUUCGCGUAUCUUCCACUAUAAGGGUGGAAAAUGAGGGGACUGAUGUGGUCUCUGAGGUACUUUUAGCCUUUCCCGAGGAACAAGCAAAAUACUUGGCUCAUAUCCAAGCAACACUUAAUGAAGGAAAAGGAAAAACCAAAGGACCUGCUAUAAAUUUCCCUGUCAAUGUUGUUUAUCCCAAGGAAAUACCUCCAGCAUUGAAAUUUUACUCAGUGUCUCUGCCAAAGGGAUUGAACAAGGGUGACAGCUUGACUUUUGAUGUGUUAGCUGUGUUCACUCAUGUUCUACGUCCAUUCCCAGAGACAAUCACUCAAGGUGAUGUUCAGUUUGUAGUGUUUCUUGACAGUGCAUACUUUUUGUCUCCUUAUACUGUGAAGGUCCAGUCAUUAAGUGUUAAAUUGCCCGAAGCAAGAAUUGAGUCUUACACAAAAUUGGAAAAUACGAAGAUUCAUGGUUCUGAGAUCAAAUAUGGUCCUUAUGAGAAUCUUCCCCCAUAUUCAUUUACACCCAUACGCUUUCAUUUUGAAAACAAUAAGCCAUUUCCUGUUGCUCAAGAGCUUGUCCGUGAGAUAGAAAUUUCUCACUGGGGCAGCAUUCAAAUAACAGAGCAUUAUAAUCUUGUCCACGGUGGUGCUCAAAGUAGGGGAGAAUUUUCCAGGCUUGAUUAUCAGGCCAGACCUUAUGCAAAAGGUGCUUCAGCAUUUAGGAAUCUUGUUGCAAAACUACCACCUAGAACUCAUUCAGUAUACUAUAGAGAUGAAAUUGGAAACAUCUCUACAUCUCAUCUAUGGGGUGAUUCUAAGAAGACAGAGCUGGAGAUUGAACCUAGAUAUCCAAUGUUUGGUGGUUGGAGAACUUCUUUCACUAUUGGAUAUAGUUUGCCACUUCAGGAUUUUCUAUUUCAGGAUCAGGGAAAACGUUUUCUUAACAUCUCUUUUGGUUCUCCUAUAAAUGAAGUUGUGAUUGAUAGGCUCAUUGUCAUGGUUGUUUUACCCGAGGGCUCCAGUGAUAUAUCUGUCUCUGUUCCAUUUUCUCAUAAACAGUGGUAUGAGACAAAAUUUUCACACUUGGACAUUAAUGGUAGACCAGUGGUUGUACUGGAGAAGGAAAAUGUUGUGCCAGAGCAUAAUCAACAUUUCCAGGUCUACUACAAGUUCAACAGCAUUUCAAUGCUUAGGGAGCCCUUGAUGUUGAUUUUUGGAUUCUUCAUCCUUUUUGUCUCAUGUAUUAUUUAUAUGCAUUCUGACAUGUCAAUUUCGAAGUCUUCUGCUUCUUAUUUAGCAAAACUACAGUGGGAUGAGGUGCAAACUGUGAUUCAACAAGUUCAGAAUGUUAUCAACAGAUGCUUAACCACACAUGAUAAACUGGAAGCAUCAUUGCGAGAUCUUUCUCGAACUGGUGACAUCCAAGCUUGUAAAGCAGCUCGCAAAACAGUUGAGGCUUCAUUGAAAGAGCUUUCAAAAGAGUUGAAGCCUUUGAUUUCGUUCUUGCAGUCAUCCCAGCAGACCAACCAAAUGUUGCCCAAGGUGGAAGAGCUAGUGGCCAAGGAGAGAGAGCUGCAAGAGAGGUUGGUUGCGAAACAUACAACGGUGGUGGACUGCUAUGAGAAGAAGCUCGGGGGACGUGAAAUUGAGAACAGGGUUGCUUCACAGCAGCAAAGAAUUACAACAUUAAGGCAGGAAGUUGAUGAUCUUCUGGAGUUCAUUGAUGAAAUAUAAUGAAUGGAGAGUUGAGAUCGGUCAAUGCCUGUUUCGGAACAAAUUUUGUUGUGCCUCAUUUAGAAAAUCUUGUUGCCAUUUUUUUUUUCUCUUUCUGAGAGUCUGGUGGUUAACUUCUAAAUUAUAUGAGACCUGUAUACUGAUGACUUGCAAGGUUUUGAGUUUUGAUCCAAUUAGAAAGUGUAGGCCCGGAAUAGAGAUGAUGCUUUCUGAUUUA